AUGCAGCAGAAACAGGGGCAGUCACAAGAGCAGCAGGGGCAACAGAAGCUCCCGCAGCAGCAAUUUGCCCAAGCACAGGAUGAAGAAGCAGCACCUGCAGCCGCCGCCGCUGCUGUCAGUGGUGAUGCGGAGCAGAUGGUUCGUGAGUUGCGAGAGAGCAGUGCAAGGCUGAAGGCGGUAGGGCAGGACCCGCUGCCUGAUGCGCUGCGAUUGGCCGAGGCUGCCAAAGCUCAGGCUAGGAAUGGUGGCUUGAGGGAAGAGAGGGAAGACGUUCAGAGCAGUAAAGUGAGGGGAAGGGGAAGGAAGGAGAGGGUGGGUUUGGAACAGGUGAAGGAGGAGGAGGAGGAAGAGGAGGGUGAGGAGGACAGGAGGACGAGUGAAGUGGGCAUGAGGAGGGAAGGGAAGAAAAAUAUGGAAGAAGAGGGAAGGAGAGUAGCUAGUGAGACUGGGUUGGAAGUUCUGGGAAAAGGAGAGGGCGAGAGAAGAAGGCGUGGUGAAGAUGGGAGAGAGGAGGAUGGAGAGGGAAGGGAUGGGGGUGGAAGGAGGAGAAGGAUGAUGGACCCUCAACCAACCGCACGCAUUCUAGAGUGGUCUGACGAUGACGGGGAGUUGGAAGAGACUCCAGAGCCAACCAAAUCCUUUACAAGCACCAACCACAUGCUCCAAUGCCAUGUUCCAAUCCCUUUCACCAUUCCCAUACAUGCUCUUCCCAUGCAGUGGUCUGAUGAUGACGGGGAGUUGGAAGAGACGCAAGAGCCAGCUCAACCCCAAGGCCCCAGCAACCGGCAUGGCCGCACCAGCAUGCCCGCCACAGUGCACCUACGAACGCCCUCCGCCCCCCACCUCUCCCCUCUCAACCUGCAUGCCGCUGCUGCUGGUGGCUCUGCUGCUAGAAGUGGUGUGGAGCAAGGAGUGAGGCGGGGAGGCACUGUGACUGCGACUGGGAAGCUGAGGAGGCCCAAGCGGCCGUUCAGUGCAGAGGAGACCAACACACUCAAGAUCGGCGUCAUGAGGUUGAGGUGA
Messenger RNA from Closterium sp. Naga37s-1, 1023 nucleotides. The record is from the annotation of a GenBank genome assembly. Lineage: Eukaryota; Viridiplantae; Streptophyta; Zygnematophyceae; Desmidiales; Closteriaceae.